This is a messenger RNA of Symphalangus syndactylus (siamang), 5071 nucleotides long. It is a transcript of the gene RTEL1, whose product is annotated as regulator of telomere elongation helicase 1. NCBI's taxonomy places the organism in Eukaryota, Metazoa, Chordata, Mammalia, Primates, Hylobatidae. Gene Ontology annotation, cellular component: nucleus. The record is from RefSeq and is a predicted model, not a curated record. Gene Ontology annotation, molecular function: DNA polymerase binding; DNA helicase activity; hydrolase activity, acting on acid anhydrides, in phosphorus-containing anhydrides. Gene Ontology annotation, biological process: DNA recombination; DNA replication; negative regulation of DNA recombination.
GUGGGGGCGGAAGUGCAGUGGGCUCAGCGCCGACUGCGCGCCUCUGCCCGCGAACUCCGAACUGGCUGACAGCUGGGGACGCGGUGGCGGCCCUCGACUGGAGUCGGUUGAGUUCCUGAGGGCCCCCGGUUCUGGAAGGUUCGCCACGGAGACAAGUGAGCAGUCUGUGCCAUAGAGAUUGUCGAAGAGAACAGCGUUGUGUCCCAGUGCACAUGCUCGCAUCGCUUACCAGGAGUGCCUGAGACCCUAAGAUGUUCGGAGUGGUUUUUUCGCACAGACCCACAUAGCCUGCCCCUCAGCCACGCUGUGUGCCCUUCUGAGAACAGGCUGAUAUGCCCAAGAUAGUCCUGAAUGGUGUGACCAUAGACUUCCCUUUCCAGCCCUACAAAUGCCAACAGGAGUACAUGACCAAGGUCCUGGAAUGUCUGCAGCAGAAGGUGAAUGGCAUCCUGGAGAGCCCCACGGGCACAGGGAAGACGCUGUGCUUGCUGUGUACCACGCUGGCCUGGCGAGAGCACCUCCGAGAUGGCAUCUCUGCCCGCAAGAUUGCUGAGAGGGUGCAAGGGGAGCUUUUCCCGGAUCGGGCCUUGUCAUCCUGGGGCAACGCUGCUGCUGCUGCUGGAGACCCCAUAGCUUGCUACACGGACAUCCCAAAGAUCAUUUACGCCUCCAGGACCCACUCGCAACUCACGCAGGUCAUCAACGAGCUUCGGAACACCUCCUACCGCUCACACUGUGGGACCAUGCUGUGGCUGUUGGAGACAGCUCCUCCUGGACCCACGGUGCUCUCUCCCACCAGGCCUAAGGUGUGUGUGCUGGGCUCCCGGGAGCAGCUGUGCAUCCAUCCUGAGGUGAAGAAACAAGAGAGUAACCACAUACAGAUCCACUUGUGCCGCAAGAAGGUGGCAAGUCGCUCCUGUCAUUUCUACAACAACGUAGAAGAAAAAGGCCUGGAGCAGGAGCUGGCCAGCCCCAUCCUGGACAUCGAGGACUUGGUCAAGAGCGGAAGCAAGCACAGGGUGUGCCCUUACUACCUGUCCCGCAAUCUGAAGCAGCAAGCUGACAUCAUCUUCAUGCCGUACAAUUACUUGUUGGAUGCCAAGAGCCGCAGAGCACACAACAUUGACCUGAAGGGGACAGUCGUGAUCUUUGACGAAGCUCACAAUGUGGAGAAGAUGUGUGAAGAAUCGGCAUCCUUUGACCUGACCCCCCAUGACCUGGCUUCGGGACUGGACGUCAUAGACCAGGUGCUGGAGGAGCAGACCAAGAUGGCGCAGCAGGGCAAGCCCCACCUGGAGUUCAGCGCGGACUCCCCUAGCCCAGGGCUGAACAUGGAGCUGGAAGACAUUGCAAAACUGAAGAUGAUCCUGCUCCGCCUGGAGGGGGCCGUCGAUGCUGUUGAGCUGCCUGGAGACGACAGUGGUGUCACCAAGCCAGGGAGCUACAUCUUUGAGCUGUUUGCUGAAGCCCAGAUCACGUUUCAGACCAAGGGCUGCAUCCUGGACUCGCUGGACCAGAUCGUCCAGCACCUGGCAGGACGUGCUGGAGUGUUCACCAACACAGCCGGACUGCAGAAGCUGGCGGACAUCAUCCAGAUUGUGUUCAGUGUGGACCCCUCUGAGGGCGGCCCUGGUUCCCCGGCAGGGCUGGGGGCCUUACAGUCCUAUAAGGUGCACAUCCAUCCUGAUGCUGGUCACCGGAGGACAGCUCAGCGGUCUGAUGCCUGGAGCACCACUGCAGCCAGAAAGCGAGGGAAGGUGCUGAGCUACUGGUGCUUCAGUCCCGGCCACAGCAUGCGCGAGCUGGUCCGCCAGGGCGUCCGCUCCCUCAUCCUUACCAGCGGCACGCUGGCCCCGGUGUCCUCCUUUGCCCUGGAGAUGCAGAUCCCCUUCCCAGUCUGCCUGGAGAACCCACACAUCAUCGACAAGCACCAGAUCUGGGUGGGGAUCGUCCCCAGAGGCCCCGACGGAGCCCAGUUGAGCUCCGCGUUCGACAGACGGUUUUCUGAGGAGUGCUUAUCCUCCCUGGGGAAGGCUCUGGGCAACAUCGCCCGUGUGGUGCCCUGUGGGCUCCUGAUCUUCUUCCCUUCCUAUCCUGUCAUGGAGAAGAGCCUGGAGUUCUGGCGGGCCCGCGACUUGGCCAGGAAGAUGGAGGCGCUGAAGCCGCUGUUUGUGGAGCCCAGGAGCAAAGGCAGCUUCUCCGAGACCAUCAGUGCUUACUACGCGAGGGUUGCUGCCCCUGGGUCCACUGGCGCCACCUUCCUGGCCGUGUGCCGGGGCAAGGCCAGCGAGGGGCUGGACUUCUCAGACACGAAUGGCCGUGGUGUGAUUGUCACGGGCCUCCCGUACCCACCACGCAUGGAUCCCCGGGUUGUCCUCAAGAUGCAGUUCCUGGACGAGAUGAAGGGCCAGGGUGGGGCUGGGGGCCAGUUCCUCUCUGGGCAGGAGUGGUACCGGCAGCAGGCGUCCAGGGCGGUGAACCAGGCCAUCGGGCGAGUAAUCCGGCACCGCCAGGACUACGGGGCUGUCUUCCUCUGUGACCACAGGUUCGCCUUUGCCGACGCAAGAGCCCAACUGCCCUCCUGGGUGCGCCCCCACAUCAGGGUGUACGACAACUUCGGCCAUGUCAUCCGAGACGUGGCCCAGUUCUUCCGUGUUGCCGAGCGAACUAUGCCAGCACCAGCCCCCCGGGCUUCAGCACCCAGUGUGCGUGAAGGAGAAGAUGCUGUCAGGGAGGCCAAGUCGCCUGGCCCCUUCUUCUCCACAAGGAAAGCUAAGAGUCUGGACCUGCAUGUCCCCAGCCUGAAGCAGAGGUCCUCAGGGUCACCAGCUGCCAGGGACCCCGAGAGUAGCCUGUGUGUGGAGUAUGAGCAGGAGCCAGUUCCUGCCCGGCAGAGGCCCCGGGGGCUGCUGGCCGCCCUGGAGCACAGCGAACAGCGGGCCGGGAGCCCCGGUGAGGAGCAGGCCCACAGCUGCUCCACCCUGUCCCUCCUGUCUGAGAAGAGGCCGGCAGAAGAGCUUCGAGGAGGGAGGAAGAAGAUCCGGCUGGUCAGCCACCCGGAGGAGCCCAUGGCUGGCGCACAGACGGACAGGGCCAAGCUCUUCAUGGUGGCCGUGAAGCAGGAGCUGAGCCAAGCCAGCUUUGCCACCUUCACCCAGGCCCUGCAGGACUACAAGGGUUCCGAUGACUUCGCCGCCCUGGUCGCCUGUCUCGGCCCCCUCUUUGCUGAGGACGCCAAGAAGCACAGCUUGCUCCAAGGCUUCUACCAGUUUGUGCGGCCCCACCACAAGCAGCAGUUUGAGGAGGUCUGUAUCCAGCUAACAGGACGAGGCUGCGGCUAUCGGCCCGAGCACAGCAUUCCCCGAAGGCAGCGGGCACAGCGGGUCCCGGACCCCACUGGAAGGAUGGCGCCGGAUCCCAAGCUGACCCUGUUCAAGGCUGCAGCCCAGCAGCUGGACCCCCGAGAGCACCUGAACCAGGGCAGGCCUCACCUGUCGCCCAGGGCACCCCCUACAGGAGACCCUGGCAGCCACCCACAGUGGGGGUCUGGAGCGCCCAGAGCAGGGAAGCAGGGCCAGCGCGCCGUGAGCACCUACCUGGCUGAUGCCCGCAGGGCCCUGGGGUCUGCAGGCUGUAGCCAGCUCUUGGCAGCGCUGACAGCCUAUAAGCAAGACGACGACCUCGACAAGGUGCUGGCUGUGCUGGCCGCCCUGACCACUGCAAAGCCGGAGGACUUCCCCCUGCUGCACAGGUUCAGCAUGUUUGUGCGUCCACACCACAAGCAGCGAUUCUCACAGACAUGCACAGACCUGACCGGCCGGCCCUACCUGGGCAUGGAGCCGCCAGGACCCCAGGAGGAGAGUCUUGCCGUGCCUCCUGUGCUUACCCACGGGGCUCCCCAACCAGGCCCCUCACGGUCGGAGAAGCCCGGGAAGACCCAGAGCAAGAUCUCGUCCUUCCUUAGACAGAGGCCAGCAGGGACUGUGGGGGCGGGCGGUGAGGAUGCAGGUCCCAGCCAGUCCCCAGGACCUCCCUACGGGCCUGCAGCGUCUGAGUGGGCAAGGACCAUGAGGGCGCUGGAGGGGCCAGGCCUGUCGCUGCUGUGCCUGAUGUCAGUGCUGCCUGUCCUGCUGCUGGUGCCAGCUGUACACGGAGUGGCAGAAGCACCCACCUACCCCUGGCGGGACGCAGAGACAGGGGAGUGGCUGGUGUGCGCCCAGUGCCCCCCAGGCACCUUUGUGCAGCGGCCGUGCCGCCGAGACAGCCCCACGACGUGUGGCCCGUGUCCGCCGCGCCACUACACGCAGUUCUGGAACUACCUGGAGCGCUGCCGCUACUGCAACGUCCUCUGCGGGGAGCGUGAGGAGGAGGCACGGGCUUGCCACGCCACCCACAACCGCGCCUGCCGCUGCCGCGCCGGCUUCUUCGCGCACGCUGGUUUCUGCUUGGAGCACGCAUCGUGUCCACCUGGCGCCGGCGUGAUUGCCCCGGGCACCCCCAGCCAGAACACGCAGUGCCAGCCGUGCCCCCCAGGUACCUUCUCAGCCAGCAGCUCCAGCUCAGAACAGUGCCAGCCCCACCGCAACUGCACGGCCCUGGGCCUGGCCCUCAAUGUGCCAGGCUCUUCCUCCCAUGACACCCUGUGCACCAGCUGCACUGGCUUCCCCCUCAGCACCAGGGUACCAGGAGCUGAGGAGUGCAAGCGUGCUGUCAUCGACUUCGUGGCUUUCCAGGACAUCUCCAUCAAGAGGCUGCAGCGGCUGCUGCAGGCCCUCGAGGCCCCGGAGGGCUGGGGUCCGACACCAAGGGCGGGCCGUGCAGCCUUGCGGCUGAAGCUGCGUCGGCGGCUCACGGAGCUCCUGGAGGCGCGGGACGGGGCGCCGCUGGCACAGCUGCUGCAGGCGCUGCGCGUGGCCAGGAUGCCUGGGCUGGAGCGGAGCGUCCGUGAGCGCUUCCUCCCUGUGCACUGAUCCUGGCCCCCUUGCCCCCACUUAAUUUAUUCUACAUCUUUGGCACCCCGCUUGCACUAAAAGAGUUUUUUAAUAGAAGAAAUGAGGUUUCUUAAAGCCUA